AUGCUGGCCACGGGCUGGUGCAUGCAUGGUCCGGUUGCUGCUCAGGCUUUUGGAUCUCAGGCUUUUGGAGCUCGACCAUCCGCCCCAACAGCACCUUGGCGACUGCAGGCUCCCAUCGCCCUGUCCGCCUUGGCAGCGGCGGGGAGUCGUGUGCGAACUCGGGGAAGUGAGCGGAGAGCUCUCCGUGGCGACCUCGAGCUGAGCUCGGGUCUGGGAUCUUUGGAGGGAGCCCAGGCCCUGGUGACCGGGGGCUCCCGUGGCAUCGGCCUGGCCACCGCGCAGCUGCUGCUCUCCCUGGGGGCGGAGGUCACCAUCUGCGCGCGGGGGGAGGAAGAUCUGGCGAGUGCGCAGAGGCAGAUGCCCCGAAGCUGCCAAGCUGUCCCUGCAGAUCUCGCAACGAAAGCUGGCAUUGAAGCACUGGUAGAUCAGCUGGGGCCGGAGCUGGAUAUCCUGGUAAACAACUGCGGGAUCAACAUCCGCAAGAGGGCGGAAGACUAUACAGAGGCGGACUUUGAAGAGAUCUUCAAUACCAACUUUAUGAGCUGUAUGAGGCUCUCAAGAGCAGUGCUGCCGCUGCUGCGAAAGGCCAGCGAAUCGAGCGGCAGAGCAGGUGGCGCGGCAAUAGUGAACGUCUCUUCGGUUGCUGGAACUGGCCAUAUCCCUUCAGGCUUUCCGUAUGCAGCAUCCAAAGCAGCGAUGAAUCAGAUGACCCGGAACUUGGCAGUGGAGUGGGCGCGCUUUGGAAUCCGUGUGAACGCGGUGGCGCCGGGAGCCAUCGCCACUCCCCUCGUGGCGAAGGCCAAUCCCACAUACAUUGAAGACUUCCGACAACGCAAACCCCUCGGACGCUUGGGCGAUGUGAUGGAGGUGGCACGGCCCAUCGCGUUCUUGGCCAGUGACGCGGCGGCGUUCAUCACUGGGCAGACGCUACAUGUGGACGGCGGCUUCACAGUCACCAGCUUCAACGAAGUUCCGGACUACUGGGUGGCUGUUGCCGUGCUCCACUUUGUUUCGAGAUUCUCGCGGAUCCGCGAUAACUAUGUUCCAAUUAGGUAUUUUGGUGACACGGGGCGCGAGGAGACGCCCAAGGAGGCAGACAAGGGCAGCCAGAAGAGAAGCGCGAGCUUCAAGCCGCUGCUCGCUGCAAAGAUCGUCGAAGUGCGCGAUACGUAUGGGAAGAUGUCGGCGAAAGCUCGCGGAGUCCGCAUCCACAACGGGCCCCUGGAGCUGCGAAAGGCGCUGCCGUCCAGGGACACCACGGAGUGGGUCCGGAGCGCAAAACAGCCCUAUUCGACGCUGGAGGCCUUGGACCCCACUCCGAAGCCUCCGCCAUCCUCCGGGCCGCCUCCGUUAUGGCUUCCGACCACCCUCAAGGGCCAGGCCAAGAAGAAGGUGGAACGGCAUGGCGACAAGGACAAGGACGGCAAACAGAAAUCUCUCGCCGAUUACGACGAGACGACGCUCUUCAGACGGCCUUGGGAUACGGAGCAUCACAUCAUGGUCUCUCGGAUGAACGAUGAG
This is a messenger RNA of Symbiodinium sp. CCMP2456, 1521 nucleotides long. The record is from the annotation of a GenBank genome assembly. NCBI's taxonomy places the organism in Eukaryota, Dinophyceae, Suessiales, Symbiodiniaceae.